This is a messenger RNA of Nerophis lumbriciformis (worm pipefish), 597 nucleotides long. The record is from RefSeq and is a predicted model, not a curated record. NCBI's taxonomy places the organism in Eukaryota, Metazoa, Chordata, Actinopteri, Syngnathiformes, Syngnathidae.
AUGGCUGCAGGCAAAGCUCAAAUUGGAAAGAUGGCUCCGGAUUUCACAGCUAAAGCUGUGAUGCCAGAUGGCCAAUUCAAGGACCUUAAAUUAUCUGACUACAGAGGGAAGUAUAUUGUCUUCUUCUUUUACCCACUGGACUUUACCUUUGUGUGCCCGACCGAGAUCAUCGCAUUCAGCGACGCGGCUGAUGAAUUCAGGAAGAUUGGCUGCGAGGUCAUCGCUGCCUCUGUUGACUCUCACUUCUCCCACUUUGCAUGGACCAACACUCCCCGUAAGCAGGGUGGUUUGGGCGCUAUGAAGAUUCCGCUUGUGUCUGAUGUGCGUCACACCAUCUCUGAAGACUAUGGCGUUCUAAAAGCGGACGAAGGCAUUGCCUACAGGGGCCUGUUUAUCAUUGAUGAUAAGGGGAUACUGAGACAGAUCACCAUCAAUGACCUCCCCGUGGGACGUUCUGUAGAUGAAACCAUGCGUUUGGUUCAAGCCUUUCAGUUCACUGACAAGCACGGAGAAGUGUGCCCAGCUGGCUGGAAACCAGGAAGUGACACCAUCAAACCUGAUGUCACAAAGAGUAAAGAAUUCUUCUCCAAGCAGUGA